Messenger RNA from Homalodisca vitripennis (glassy-winged sharpshooter), 1843 nucleotides. Its product is annotated as leucine-rich repeat neuronal protein 1-like. Bases 447 to 1748 code for a protein of 433 amino acids. The record is from RefSeq and is a predicted model, not a curated record. NCBI's taxonomy places the organism in Eukaryota, Metazoa, Arthropoda, Insecta, Hemiptera, Cicadellidae. Gene Ontology annotation, molecular function: protein binding. The transcript is spliced from 3 exons. Gene Ontology annotation, cellular component: extracellular matrix.
GAAAGUGUAGUUGACAGAGUCAGAGUCAGAGUGGAGUGGCAGUAGCUCUAGUGGCAGUGACACUAGCAGCCGAGUGGCACUGAGCCAAGACGGACCAGGUACACGGUCAGCUGUAUCAGCAGCACUGACUGUCUGUGAAUGUCUACAACGGGCUGGGACUUAUAAUUCUUCUGGUUUCUGAUUUAGACACAAAAGAAGAAUGUUUUGCAUUUGCUUAUGAAGAGACUGAAAUUCAGCCUUUUCUUAACUCGUUACACUGUCUAUUGAAAACUCAUAGUUCUGAUUGAAGAAGAAAGUACAGUAGUAUUGAAGUUAUACACGAAAAUGGUAUUUUUUGUUUUAAAUGGAUCAAAGAUGUCCAUAAAGCAAAAUUUUGAUAAAAUCGAAGAGAUGGAAUAUAUGUGUUCACAUUUUGUAGCUUGUUGUCGAAGUUAAAAGAUACCAAUAUGAAGUCAUUCCUUGUUUUGCUAGUGAGUUUUGUUGUAAGCCUAGUGACUGGACUGAAGUGCAAACCCACUCUUGAGUUAAGUAUCAAGUGGAAUGUUGACUGCAGUGCUUUGAACUUGUCUUCAGCACCUCUCCCAGAGUUGUUUCACCCAGUAGUGGUCCUCAAUCUGAGUCAUAACUUGUUUACUCAUUUGGAAAAUUCUCAUUUUUCCAAUUGGACAGAAAUUAUUAUUUUGGACCUCUCUUUCAAUAAUAUUCAAAACAUUGAUGAACAUUCAUUUUCUGGGCUUACUAAUUUAAAUGAAUUGAAUCUGAAACACAAUAAAAUUGAAGUUCUGUCAACAAAUAUAACAAAUCAUUUGCCUAAACUUAAGAUUUUGAAUCUUUCUUCUAACAAAUUAAAAAUAAUUAAAGAUGGAGUUUUUCAGUCUGUUCCUCAACUACUAAAUUUAUUUUUAGAAAAUAACAUAGAUUUGGGGAAAACUGAAGAAAAUUAUAUUAAUUUGAAUAAAUCUUUAAAACAAGGACUUUAUACUUUGAAUAUAUCAAACAUUUCUUUAGCAGAGCUUCCUAAAAGUUUUUUCAACUGUACUAAUUACUUGAUUUCACUCAGUAUAGCCCAUAAUCCUCUGAAGAAUAUUGAAGAACUGCCAUCAAGUUUAAGGUAUUUGAACAUUUCAGGAACUUUGAUUGAAUCACUACCCUCAGGAAUAUUUUUUAAGUCUGAUACAUUACAAAAACUGUCACUUGAGCAGAUGCCCCUGCUUAGACAAAUUAAAGCAAAUGCUUUUCUUGGACUGUACCGUCUUGAAGAGCUGAAUAUAAAAGACUGCCCUAAACUGAAUUUUAUUUCCGAGAAUGCAUUUGGAAGUUCUAUUCCUAAACUUCAGAGAGUUACCCUAGCUAAUACUGCUCUCACCACUCUACCAAAGACUUUUGAACCCUUGUUCAACAAAGUGAACCAUCUCGACUUGCAGGGAAAUCCUUGGAUUUGUGAUGGCCAGAUCUCAUGGAUUAGCCAUAUAAACAUCUCUUCAAAUCUCUUAGACAACUUAAGGUGUGAAGACCCUCCCACAGCUCGGGGUAUAACUGUAGUCCACUACUUCCAGCCUAGGAGUCUCCACCCACAUUCCUCUCUCCUGCGAGCAGCUGUUGUCCUAGCAUUAGUGGCAGUCCUUGUAGGUGGUGUUGUUGGCAUAAUCCGACGUUCGGCCAAACAGAAGACUAAAGCUUAUUGUCACUUAGAGAAUAUAGGACUGCAAGACACAAGUAACAAAAUACCACCAUUAUCUGAAAUAUGAAAUAGGAAAAUGAGUGUUCACAUAUUAUUACAAAACAAGGGAUUUUAGUACUAUAUCUACAACAGUCAUAAUUAAAUAAAUUAUUUUACUUCCUA